Penicillium mononematosum is the source of this 3228-nucleotide messenger RNA. Its product is annotated as putative importin beta-4 subunit. Gene Ontology annotation, molecular function: small GTPase binding; nuclear import signal receptor activity. Gene Ontology annotation, biological process: protein import into nucleus. Bases 1 to 3228 code for a protein of 1075 amino acids. Lineage: Eukaryota; Fungi; Ascomycota; Eurotiomycetes; Eurotiales; Aspergillaceae. The transcript is spliced from 4 exons. The record is from RefSeq and is a predicted model, not a curated record. Gene Ontology annotation, cellular component: nucleus; cytoplasm.
AUGGAUCAACAGCGAUUCCUGCAGCAGUUGCAGAUUAUCCUGGAUCCCUCCCAGGGAAACCUUAAGGGGGCCACCGGAGUCUUGCAAAAGGAGUUCUACAACAAGCCCGAAUCCCUUGUAUUCCUUAUCCAGCUCUGCACUAGCCAUGAUGACCAGAAUCUGCGCCAGCUCUCUUCUGUGGAGGCCCGUUCGCUCGUUUCCAAGCACUGGCUGAAGGUUCCCGCCGAUCAGAAGCCCCAGAUCCGUGAGCAGCUCCUUCGCUCCACCAUGGGUGAGAGCUCAUCUCUCGUUCAACACUCUAUCGCUCAGAUCAUCUCCGCUAUUGCCAAGAUCGACUUGAACGACGGCGAGUGGGCUGACCUGCCUAACCUGCUCCUGCAGGCUGGUAACAAUGGCAACGCCGCUGAGCGUGCUGUGGCCAUCUACAUCCUCUUCACCAUCUUGGAUACUCUCGGUGAAGGCUUUGAGGAGAAGUUCCAGGACCUCUUCAACCUCUUCAACAAGACCAUCCGGGACCCCGAGAGUGCCGAAGUUCGUAUCAACACACUCAUGUCGUUGAGCAAGCUUGGUAUGCACCUUGACUCGGAGGAGGAUGAGGCUCCCGUCAAGGCCUUCCAAGAGAUGGUCCCUGCCAUGGUCGCUAUCCUCAAGGACUCCAUUGAACGGCAGGAGGAGGACCACAUCCUGCAGUCUUUCGAAGUCUUCCAGACUCUGCUUGGUUGUGACCCUGCCUUGCUGACUGUCCACCUCAAGGACCUGGUCAUCUUGAUGAACCAGAUCUCUGCCAACACUGAGGUGGAUGAGGAUGUUCGCACCCAGGCUAUCAGCUUCCUGAUGCAGACCAUCCAGUACCGCAAGCUCAAGGUUCAGGGUAUGCGAAUUGGCGAGGAACUCACCCGCACUGCUCUCCAAAUCGUGACCGAGCUGGGCGAUGCCGCUCCUGGUGAUGAUGACAUCACCCCUGCCCGUUCCGCUCUCGGCCUCCUGGACAUGCUCUCCCAGAGCCUGCCUCCCAGCCAGGUCGUUGUCCCCUUGCUCCACGCGCUGGGUCAGUACUUCAACAACGCCAACCCUGACUACCGUCGCGCUGGUAUCAUGGCCCUUGGCAUGUGUGUUGAGGGUGCCCCCGACUUCAUCAGCACCCAGAUGAAGGAGAUCUUCCCUAUGGUCCUCCAGCUUCUUGCUGAUCAGGACCCCAAGGUGCGCCAGGCUUCGUUGCACUCCGUUGCUCGUCUCGCAGAGGACCUCGUUGAAGACCUCAGCUCCGAGCACGCGCGCCUCAUGCCCUUGCUCUUCCAGAACUUGGCAAGCGCCAUGCAAGAGUACAAGGGCGAGGAGGAAGGCCCUACACUCGAUAUCAUCAAGGCCGGUAUCAGUGCCAUUGAUGCUGUUGUUGAUGGUCUGGAUGAGAAGGAUGUUUCUCCUUACCAGGCCGAGCUUGUUCCUAUCCUGCACAACCUUUUCAAGCACCCCGAUUUCAAGAUCAAGGCCCUUGCUGCCGGUGCACUUGGCUCCCUCGCCUCCUCUGCCGGAGACUCCUUCCUCUCAUUCUUCGAUGAGUCGAUGCAUCUCCUCCAGGAGUUCGCUACUGUCAAGGACAGUGAGGACGAACUUGAUCUCCGUGCCAGUGUCACCGACUCCAUGGGUGAGAUGGCCGCCGCUGCUGGUCCCGAGCGUUACCAGCCGUACGUUGAGCCCCUCAUGCGCGCCACUGAGGAAGCUCUGCACCUCGGUCACUCCCGUCUCAAGGAGAGCACAUACAUCUUCUGGGGUGCCAUGGCCAAGGGCCUAUACGAUUGCAUUGAGCAGGACGAGAGUGACCUGGACGUUGACCUUGGCAGUGCUGCUAAGGACCUUGUUGGCCAGGAGGUUACCUUCAAUGGCCGCAAGGUCAAGGUCGCAAGUGCCGAAGACGAGGAUGACGGUGAUAUCGAGGAUGUUGAUCUCGAGGACGAGGAUGAGUGGGAUGACAUUACCGCCACCACUCCUCUCUCACUCGAGAAGGAGAUUGCUGUCGAGGUCAUCGGUGACCUUGUCACCCACACCCGCAGCGCCUUCCUGCCCUACUUUGAGAAGACCAUUGAGCAUGUGAUGCCCUUGUGUGAGCACCCUUACGAGGGCGUUCGCAAGAGCACCAUCAGCACCCUGCACCGCUCGUAUGCUAUGCUUUUUCGCUAUCGCCGAGGAGAAUGGCCAGAUGCCCAAGUGGCAGCCCGGUCUCCCCUUCAAGUUCAGCCUGCCAAGGAGGUCCAGAAGUUCGGUGAGAUUCUCAUGACGGCCACUGUCAAGAUGUGGACCGAAGAAGAUGACCGUUCUACUGUGGCCGAUAUCAACCGCAACAUGGCUGAGAACCUGCGCUUCUGCGGUCCUGCGCUCAUUGCCAAUGAGACCAUGCUUCACAAUGUGAUCCAGAUGAUCACUGAUAUCAUCACCAAGCAGCACAUCUGCCAGGUGGAGUUCGGCCCUGAAGAGGAGACACUUGAGGCUGGUGAGGAAACUUCCGAGUUCGACUGGAUCGUUGUCGACACUGCCUUGGACGUUGUCUCUGGCAUGGCUGCUGCCAUGGGCCAGAGCUUCGCUGAGCUCUGGAAGGUGUUCGAGAAGACCAUUCUUCGCUACGCUGGUAGCAGUGAGUCUCUUGAGCGCGCCACUGCUGUCGGCGUUCUCGCUGAGUGCAUCAACGGCAUGGGUGCCGCCGUGACUCCCUUCACCUCUGUCUUCAUGAAGCUGCUCCUUCACCGCCUCGCCGAUGAGGACUCUCAGACCAAGUCCAAUGCUGCCUAUGCCGUUGGUCGCUUGAUUCAGCACUCCAACGCUGAUGCUGAGAUCAUCAAGGAGAUCCCCACUAUCCUCUCCCGCCUCGAGACUUGCCUUCAGAUGAACGUCUCGCGUCUGCAGGAUAACGCUACCGGCUGUGUCAGCCGCAUGAUCUUGCGUUACCGCGACAGCGUCCCCAUCAAGGACGUUCUGCCUGCCCUCGUCAACAUCCUUCCCCUGAAGAACGACUAUGAGGAGAACGAGCCUCUGUACCGCAUGAUCUGCCAGAUGUACAAGUGGGAGGAUGCCACCAUCCGCGAGCUCACCCCCAACCUCCUUCCCGUCUUCCAGGCGGUUCUCACCGGCGAUGAAGAUCAGCUGGAGGAUGAGCGUCGGGCCGAGCUCAUUGAGCUUGUCAAGUGGCUGAACCAGAUGCAGCCCGGUGCCGCUCCCUGGGUGGAGCAGCUGUAA